AUGGCAAGAAUUAGAGGCAGAGCAGGGUAUAAACCACGCCCUUGUAACAAAACAGAGGUUUUGCAAUGGCUUAAAACCCUCCCUUUAGCCCCUGAAUUUCGUCCAACCCUCGAAGAAUUUGAGGACCCAAUUGCUUAUAUUCAUAAAAUUGAGAAAGAAGCUUGUGUGUAUGGUAUAUGUAAAAUUAUACCCCCUGUCUCAUUGCCCUUGAUGAAAAGUACUUUUUUUCAACUUAAUAAGUCUUUGGUGGCUUGUUCUGCCACCCCGGAAGGCGAAUUAAGGCCUACGUUCACUACCCGGGUGCAACAAGUUGGUUCUUGCCCAGAAAAAGGGCACCCUGUGAUUAAGUCUGUGAGGGAGAGUGGGAAAAGUUACACUGUUGAGGAAUUUGAAGCAAAGGCCAAGUGUUUCGAGAAAGAUUAUUUCAAGAAAAGUUCGAUUGAUAAGGGGGCUUUAGGUCCUCUGGAAAUCGAAAGCCUUUAUUGGAAUGCUAGUGCUGAUAAACCCUUUGAGGUUGAGUAUGCGAAUGACAUGCACAUAUCAGCUUUUGUGGAGUUGGAAAAGCGGAGGGGAGGAGAUGGAUUGAGUGAUGAUUUGAAUGUGGGAGAUACGGAUUGGAAUUUGAGGGGUGCGGCCAGGUCCAGAAGGUGUUUGCUGAAGUUUGUGAAGGAUGAUAUCCCUGGGGUUACAUCCCCAAUGGUGUAUAUAGGAAUGUUAUUUAGCUGGUUUGCGUGGCACGUGGAGGAUCAUGACCUGCACAGCCUCAAUUAUAUGCACACCGGUAAUAGGAAGACCUGGUAUGGAGUGCCUCAGCAUGCAGCAGCCGCUUUUGAGGAUGUGAUCCGUAAUCACGGAUAUAAUGGAGAGAUGAAUCCUAUCUUGUGUUAUGCUACUCUUGGUCAAAAGACCACCGUCCUGUCUCCAGAAUUAAUUGUAAACGCAGGCAUACCAUGCUGCAGGUUGGUACAAAAUCCAGGAGAAUUCGUAGUCACUUUUCCAAGGGCUUACCACUCAGGAUUCAGUCAUGGAUUCAACUGUGCGGAAGCUUCAAAGAUUGCAACUCCUGAAUGGUUGCGGUUUGCAAGAGAAGCUGAAAUGCGCAGGGCUGCUAUAAACUCUCCUCCAUUAAUUUCCCACAUCCAAUUGCUUUAUGAUCUUGCGCUGUCAUUCUCUUCAAGAGGACCAGCGAGCAUGGAAACAAGAAGUUCUGGAUUAGAAGAGAAGAAGAAAGGUGAAGGGGAAAGGCUGGUGAAGGAGCUCUUUCUGCAAGAUGUGAAGCAUGAUAUCAGCCUGCUUCACAGUCUUGGGAAAGGAUCUGCAGCUAUCCUUUUUCCCCGUGAUUUUAUCGUUGGAAAUUUUCCUGAAUUGCGUGAUGGACUUUUCCCAUGUUUAGCUUGUGGGGUUUUAUGUUUUGCUUGUGCUGCAAUCAUAAAACCUGGUGAAGUAGAUGUUCACAAUCUCAUGCUAGCUGAUUUUGGCAAUAUUGGAGGUAGUGGUGUUGCUUCUGACAUUGCUGCUAGUAAUUGGUGGUUUCGUUCUGCCGGAUCUGCCAAGAAUGCUGUGCUGGAUUCUGGUUUAGGGCCGAUGGGAGCUUCCUGUAGUAGUAGACCACCCAAGGAUAUAUCCUCACUUGCUCUUAUAGCUUUGAAUUAUGAGGAUGCUUCCGACUCUGAAACUGAAGCGAGAGAGUUUUCCCCAGUAUCUGACCUUGCUGAGGAUUCCUUUCCAUCACAUGUCUUCUGUCUUCAGCAUGCUUUUGAAGUUAAACAGAAACUGGAUGCGCUUGGGGGCAUGCACAUGUUACUCCUUUGUCAUCCAGAUUAUCCCAAGUUUCUGGCUGAAGCAAAACUAGUGGCUGAUGAACUGGGAGCAGAACAGAUUUCGAGCGAUAUUUCCUUCAGGACAGCCACUGAAGAAGACAAGGAAAGAAUCAAAUCAGCUGUAGAUAGUGAAGGGUCCAAUCUUUCUUUCAGUGCCAACCCAAUUCCAAAAUUAAAGAGAAAGGGUAUGGAUGAUCUUGAGCCAGCCCAAAGAAGCAAGUUUCCAAGGGUUGAAGAGUCAACCGAGGCGACAGACCAGGAACAGGUUAGAGUAUCCGAAAAUUUACCUAAGCCACCAGAACCUUUUGUAGUGCCCGGCAAUUUAUAUAGAACAACUGAUUUGGCCUCCGGGAGUAGAAAAGACAAAUGUAUUAUACAAUACAAGAGGACUUACAAAAAUAAGUCCAAGGUAAAGCCGAUCCAGGAGGAGACUCCCCAUGACCAGGGCACUGAUAUUUUGGAAGGUGGGCCGAGCACUAGACUCAGGCCAAGAAAGUUAAAUCAGCCUCCAAAGGACCCGAAACAUGUUUCACACAAAGUUGUAGCAAAAGAUGAACUGAAGACAUCCAGUAACAGAGGAAAAUCGGCUUCUGGAAUUCAAGCAUCAGCUGGUAGCAGCUCCAAAAAAGCAGAGGCAAAGUAUUCAUGUGAAGUAUGCAUGAUGAACGUUGGCUCCAAAAAAGAGCUGGGGCUCCAUGAAAAAAAUAUCUGCUCGGUCAAGGGGUGCGGAAAGAAGUUUGCAUCGCACAAAUAUCUGAUCCACCAUCAGAAGGUGCAUCGUGAGGACCGCCCCCUACAAUGCACUUGGGAAGGCUGCACCAAGACGUUUAAAUGGGCUUGGGCUCGGACGGAACAUAUCAGAGUUCAUACAGGUGACCGUCCAUAUACCUGUGCUGAGACUGGCUGUGGCAAAACAUUUCGCUUUGUGUCAGAUUUCAGUCGCCACAGGAGGAAGACCGGACACUCAGGGUAG
Messenger RNA from Daucus carota subsp. sativus, 2793 nucleotides. Its product is annotated as lysine-specific demethylase JMJ705-like. NCBI's taxonomy places the organism in Eukaryota, Viridiplantae, Streptophyta, Magnoliopsida, Apiales, Apiaceae. Gene Ontology annotation, biological process: regulation of gene expression; chromatin remodeling. Gene Ontology annotation, cellular component: chromatin; nucleus. Gene Ontology annotation, molecular function: histone H3K4me/H3K4me2/H3K4me3 demethylase activity. The record is from RefSeq and is a predicted model, not a curated record. The transcript is spliced from 8 exons. Bases 1 to 2793 code for a protein of 930 amino acids.